UCUAGAUAAAGAAGUAUAAAAGAUAAACGCAAGCACCUAUCAAUAACAUUUGGAGUUAAAAACGGUAAGAGGUGUGCUAUUAGUGGAAAUUGCUGAUCUCUCAAUCAAAAGUGAUUUUUUAAACUUUGUUCAAUUUAAUGGACUAUGGUCACACUUCACGGUUAUUGUAAAGAGAGAUAGAAAAGUUAAAGCAAAAUCUUAUUAUUUGAAGAUCAAGAUGCCUACUUAUUUUGAAGGUGAUAUUGUCAUUGCGGGCAUUUCAGGCCGUCUGCCUGAAUCAUCAAACAUUGAAGAAUUUAAGGAAAAUUUAAUGAAAGGGACAGACAUGGUCACUGAGGACGAGCGACGUUGGAAACCGGGCCUUUACGGUUCACCUUCUAGAUUUGGCAAACUUAAAAAUCUUCACAGUUUCGACGCUUCUUUCUUCAAGAUAUCUCCUAAACAAGCACAUGUAAUGGAUCCGCAACUUCGCAUUAUGUUAGAAGUGACACAUGAAGCAUUGAUUGACGCUGGUGUCAAUCCUUCCACCUUGAAAAAAUCGCGUACCGGAGUGUUCAUUGGUGUUUCCGCUUCCGAUGCGAAUGAUUUUUGGAAAAGCAAGCCGGACGGAUAUGAAUGGCUCGGAAGUAGCAUAGCAAUGAUGGCAAACAGAAUCUCUUAUACCUUCGAUUUAAUUGGACCCAGCUUUUCGGUGGAUACACUUUGUUCUUCAUCUUUGACUGCUAUGCAUCAGGCAGUCGUGGCGAUACGCACUGGUGAUUGCGACGCAGCGAUCAUUGGCGGAUUGAAUAUUGUGCUUAAUCCGGUUCACUAUCUUCAUUAUCAUAAAAAAAAUAUGCUAUCCACAGAAGGUAAAUGUAAAUCAUUCGACAUCUCAGCUGACGGUUACGUGAAAGCCGAAGCAGUGGUUGCAAUAUACCUGCAGAAAAUGACAGACGCGCGCAGAGUAUAUGCUACAGUAAUGAACACAACGAUAAACGCGGACGGCUACAAGCCCGAAGGUAUCAUGUAUCCGAAUGGUGACAUUCAGUACCUGAUGUUGCAGAAAAUAUACAAUGAGGUAAAUAUUGAUCCCAAAGACAUAGUUUACGUGGAGGCGCAUGGUAGCGGUACCAGAGCGGGUGAUCCGGAGGAGCUCGGUGCCAUCGAUAGGUUGUUUUGCAAAGACAGAAAGACACCGCUGUUAAUCGGCUCGGUUUAA
Camponotus floridanus (Florida carpenter ant) is the source of this 1201-nucleotide messenger RNA. Its product is annotated as fatty acid synthase-like. Lineage: Eukaryota; Metazoa; Arthropoda; Insecta; Hymenoptera; Formicidae. The record is from RefSeq and is a predicted model, not a curated record. The transcript has 4 exons. Gene Ontology annotation, biological process: fatty acid biosynthetic process. Gene Ontology annotation, molecular function: fatty acid synthase activity. Bases 218 to 1201 code for a protein of 327 amino acids.